AUGGAGCCGCUGGAGAGGAAUCAACACGAUGGUGAGCAGGACCAUAUCGGCCCGCUCUCAAAGGCACCCCUGAGCACUGAAUCAUGCCCAACAACGACUAGUCAAAAAUCGCCAUCUUUGAACAACAAAGAGCAGAUUGGUAGCUCCAGCUCUGGUUCCGAAAACCCUCAAGCCACGUCUGAAGCCCAAGCCCACGACCCGAAGCUCCAGGGUCAUGGUGGUCAUGAAACUAAACCUGUCCCAGGGGAGGGCGACACUGAGAGACUACAAGCAUGCUUGAAGUACCCCAACAUAUCUGAUAAUGCACAGCCCGCAUCAGAGACAAAUUCAAGAGGGGUUGAGAACAUAACUACCAAAACCACAGCAGCGUCUGGAAACCCCUUAGUAAAGCCAUCUCCACUACAAUCCCAACCAGCUCCGGCGGCGUCUCCGCAACAAGGCGACUUGAUGUUCCCUGGCAUGCUAGAGACAAGCAACACCGCCGCCUUGUCUAGUAAGUCUGGCAUCUCGGCUCCUUCUCGCAAAUCGCUACCCGGGACUUCUACUCUUCAGGGUCCAUCGGCGAAAGAAAAUAACGUUGGACUUCCCAGGCCAAUCCUGAACAACACCAAGAAGACGAGUUUGCUGUCAAAUGCUUCCAACCCUUUCAAAUUCCCUAAUCGAUUAUUAUCCGCGGCUUCGAAGAAGGCACAUCAGCAGAAGACGUCAUCAUCGGGUACGGUUGCCCCGCGCUCCAAACAGACAUCUGGUUCGACCAUUGCGAGCGUCCAUUUCAAGGGUAACGGCUCUUAUUAUACGCCUGUCCACUCUGCAUCCCCGGGCGUAAGCAAGCAUCCCUCCAAACGUGCAAUGGACGGUACAGCGAGCACGGAAUCUAAACCACGCCCGUCAUCUGAAAAGGACCGCCUCGAAUCAUCAUCCCAACUGUCUCAGCCCGUCCCUGGAGUUUCUGCUCUCACUUCCAAGGACCCUCGUCAGAAAAGCGAGCUAACCCACUCUGAGACUUACGGAACUGCCAGCUCUUUGAACCAGCUUCACAAGAAAUCGAAAGACCCCAAUCCUUCGGAGAAUACCCAAGAAACAUUACGGAAUGACCGAGCUUCAGAAGACUCGGAACUGUCUGACGUCGAGAGUAUUGAUCCUCGGUCCUUUAGCUCCAAUACCACCGCUAGUGCCCUAGAUCAACUUCCUGGGCUCAUUGUUGUCGAUAGUGACCAUGACAACGACGACGACGACGGUCGGGUUACUUACGAUAUUGAGAAGGACGAUGGUGGCCGGGAAAACGAUGCUUAUGCGGACCAUCCUGAUAACAGCGUAUCCGCUGCAAAUACUUCUUGUCCUUACACUAAACAUACCAAAGACUCGGCCCUUGAUGAUACCCCGUACAAAGUCUGCAAAGGUAAUGCUUCUGUCAACGCCACCGAGGUUUCAGAUGACGCCGGCUAA
Messenger RNA from Neurospora crassa OR74A, 1446 nucleotides. RefSeq lists its product as hypothetical. The record is from RefSeq and is a predicted model, not a curated record. The transcript has a single exon. Bases 1 to 1446 code for a protein of 481 amino acids. NCBI's taxonomy places the organism in Eukaryota, Fungi, Ascomycota, Sordariomycetes, Sordariales, Sordariaceae.